Messenger RNA from Letharia columbiana, 846 nucleotides. RefSeq lists its product as uncharacterized. Lineage: Eukaryota; Fungi; Ascomycota; Lecanoromycetes; Lecanorales; Parmeliaceae. Bases 1 to 846 code for a protein of 281 amino acids. The record is from RefSeq and is a predicted model, not a curated record. Gene Ontology annotation, cellular component: membrane; Golgi apparatus. Gene Ontology annotation, molecular function: antiporter activity. The transcript has 4 exons.
AUGACCGCAACGCUCCUCUACCUCCUCUCCCGCCCCCGCUUCGGCUUCUUCGAGCCCAAACGGGCCAAGAUCCUCGAAAUGCUCCCUCUGGCCGCCGCCAUGUGCCUGAACGUGAUACUGCAAAACUUCUCCCUGGCCUAUUCCUCCAUCCCCUUCUACCAAAUCUGCCGCGUCCUCCUCACGCCCACCGUCGCCGCGCUCAACUUCUUCCUGUACCAGAAGACGCUGCCCCGGACCGCCGUCCUCGCGCUCCUGCCCAUCUGCGCCGGCGUGGGCAUGGCGACCUACUUCAACGCGAGGGCCCGCGAGGGUGACGACGGCCAAACGACGUCGUUGCCCGGGGUGGUGUUCGCCUUCGGCGGCGUCCUGAGCAGCGCCGUCUACACGGUCUGGGUGGGCGUGUACCAUGCCAAGUUCGGCAUGAACAGCAUGCAGCUGCUGUCGAACCAGGCGCCGAUCGGAUCGGCCUUGCUGCUGUACAUCAUCCCUUGGACUGACAGCUUUCCCGUCUUCCAGGAAGUGCCGCUGAAUGGGUGGAUGUUGGUGCUUCUGAGCGGACUCUGUGCGUGCGUGAUCAACAUAUCGCAGUUCUACAUCAUCAACGAGGCUGGCGCUGUGAGCAGUACAGUGGUCGGGCACGUCAAGACUGUCUCCAUUGUUACGCUUGGUUGGGUUGUUGGUGGUAAUACCGCGGCUGACGGGAGCGUUGUUGGGUUUCUGCUUGCUAUUGUUGGAAUUAUCACAUAUACGACGAUAAUGCUGAAGCAUAAGCCAGUUAAAGGCGGCCUCGAAACCAAAUUCGGUGACACGGAACCAUCCACAGCACUCUCCAAGCUUACUUCGUAG